Drosophila eugracilis is the source of this 915-nucleotide messenger RNA. Its product is annotated as cilia- and flagella-associated protein 299. The transcript has 3 exons. The record is from RefSeq and is a predicted model, not a curated record. Bases 22 to 783 code for a protein of 253 amino acids. Lineage: Eukaryota; Metazoa; Arthropoda; Insecta; Diptera; Drosophilidae.
AUUGUCAAAAAACGCAGCAAAAUGGAAGAACAGGGCCUGCACUUUAGCGACUUGCAGGGGAAAGCCGCAGGUUCCAAAAUUCUUCGAACUGGAAAGCAAGUGGUAAAGAUAACUGUGCCGGAGGGAAAGCAGAGCACCGCUUACGACAACUAUCUAAAUUCGUUUAUCAAACUGGAGGACAGGCGGUAUCUCCCGAACGAUACUGUGAUACACCAACUAGUUCCCUUGAGGACCAAAGUGGGGACCGUUGUGAUGACUCCCGACCAGUUUAACGAAGUGCACUUUUCUCCCCUAGGAACGUUCUUCUAUUUCAGCGAGCACAAUGUCGCUAACGACCCGUUGACCACGGCUCUAGCAGAGCGCGAAAAGCUAAACGCUACUAAAACACUCUCGACCAUCAUUUUUGUAAGCACCCGUGACUCAAAAGGGUUCAGUGUGUCUGGCUAUAUCGACUUGGAACAGAGCUUACGCAGCUUUAAGACCGCUGGGGUCAAGUCUCAUCCUUGGGCGGAUAUUUUCGCAGGUCGUCGGCGCCUGGAACCAAACAAUCAGGAUCUGAGCUUCAUCACCUGGGGCAAUGGCAGGGUAUUUUACAACGAAUCAGAUAACUACAAGGUUAUCCCGGACGCUGUCAAAGGCCUGUGCUUCUUGUACAAGGGCGAUGGCUCUUUGCUCAUGAUAGAAAAAUUUAUAACCGACGAGCAUCCGUUGUGCACUUUUAUAGAGUCGCCCAAGCACGGAUCGGUUGUCAUAUACGAUCAUCGCAUUCGACGGAAAAUGUGAUUGAUAUAUUGGGUACUCAAAGUGGAUAUUUGUUGGCCGAGAUUUUUUGUUAAUCUGGAAACAUAAAAGGCUUCUUCAUUGGGAUUUAAAUUUAUGUUGCCGCCAAUAAUAAAAGAUCAUUCGGCCGUUUCA